AUGGAUUCACGUUCAGAAAACGCGCUGGAGCCUGCCGCUCCUGGCCAGGCGCUCGGCUCUCUUGCUGUCUCGGAUUGUGACACUGUCUCUGCUCCUGUCUCUGCCUCUGCCUCUACUUCUACCUCUGCCUCUGUCUCUGCCCCUGUCUUUGCCUCUGAUGGAGACGCUAUCUCUGUCUCUGACGGUGACAAUGCCUCUGCAUCUGCCUACACGGGCCAGCGAUCACGGCCGACUCAACCUGAUCAACUACAAGAACUUCCUCAGCUCGCAGAAGACGUCGCAACACACAAACUUCUUCUCACAUCAGACGACAAGUCCAAACUGCAGCAGGCUGCGCCCUCCUCUCCCGACCCCCCAUCCCCUGAAUACCCAUUCGAACUGCAACAGCUUGCGAACUUCCUCCGAAACCGACCACGUUCCAACGAUCACAUAAUCGAAUUCUUCCUGCCCGUGGAGCAGUACCAACAACUGUCAGAGUUAUCAAUUGACGGUCGAUUUGCGGGAUCGCGACUUAGAUACGACUAUUCCUCCGCUACUGAAACGCUAGCUCUCAGAAUGAUUGGUGGGAAACACGAAAGUCUUACUCAAUACCUCAACAAUCGGCUGCGCUCGUUUCUCGACCGACCGGCUAUUAUUGAACAUACCUCGUCGCUCAGAUAUCAUGGCUCCGCUGACCUUGAAUAUCCGUCCCGAUGCGGUAACGGUUAUAUCGUACAUGAGCCUGAUAUCUCGAUCACAAACUUGAACAAACCCACAUACCCAGUCGUAGUUGUUGAAGUCGCACACGCGCAGUCAACAAAAGAGCUACACAAUCUUGCACGAGAAUACAUCGAGCAGACAGAAGGUCACAUCCAAACUGUGAUCACACUGGAUUUCGACUAUCCAAGGGGCAAGGGAGCAUAUCUUACAGUUUGGAAGGCGAGGUUUGGUGAAGACGGGAGGUUCAAAGAGGUAGCUCGUGGCGACAUCGUGGAAAUCCGAAACAGAGACGGUGUCAAAAACCCCGAUCCCCGGGCUGGAGUCUCCCUAUCACUCAGGGACUUCGGAGUGACUCGAUUAAGAACAAGGGCGGAUUAUCAAGUUCUCACUAUACUCGGCGACGAUGUAUACGCGAGGUUGGAAGAGUGGGAGCAAGAGAACGAACUGGUCAAAGUCGCAAGAGCUGAUUUCCUUGCGCGCGUGCAGGCACGUUCGGACCUUAAAAGACGACGAAACGGCGAGGUCGCACGUCCGGAAGGAAUGAAAAGGCGAAGACGAUAG
Molecule: messenger RNA, 1260 nt
Organism: Fonsecaea erecta
Lineage: Eukaryota; Fungi; Ascomycota; Eurotiomycetes; Chaetothyriales; Herpotrichiellaceae
Exons: 2
Coding region: 1-1260 (419 amino acids)
Source: RefSeq, a predicted model, not a curated record